UCCAACUCUAGGGCUGUGCAUUCGGCCCGCGGUGCGGCAGUGGACGCGCGAGCGACGCGCGGGCGGCCGCGCAGCCGGCCCUAACGCACACGAUGGGCCAGACUGCCGGCGCCGAGGCCGUCGAGGAUGAAGACGACGAGCCCCGCAUCCGUGUCAACCCUACGGAGAGUUCGCUGACUGAAAGUGAAACAUCAUGCGAAGAGGCGGCGCGACUGACGGCAGAGGGGGCCGAAGACGAUGACGAGGCCUACGACUACGGGGCCCUGCCCCCGCCCCCCGACGGGGGCUACGGCUGGGUCGUGGUCUUCGCCUCCUUUAUGUGCAACCUCAUAGUUGACGGCAUAGCCUACACGUUUGGAAUAUUCCUGCCAGAGCUCGUCACAUUCUUUGGAGAGGGCAAAGGAACGGUCGCGUGGGUCGGAAGUUUGCUAUCCGGCGUGUACUUAGCUGCAGGUCCCAUAGUAUCAGCGUUAUGCAACAAAUACGGGUGCCGCGCGGUGUGCGUGGCCGGCUCUCUGGUGGCUGCCUCGGCCUUCGUGCUGUCCACCUUCAGCAAGAGCGUCACAGUCAUGAUGAUCACCUACGGCCUGCUUGGAGGCAUAGGCUUCGGUAUGAUCUACCUCCCGUCAGUAGUGGCCGUGGGCUACUACUUCGAGGCGCGGCGUUCGCUCGCCACCGGCAUCGCCGUGUGCGGUUCUGGCGUCGGCACGUUCAGCUUCGCGCCUCUCGCCGCCAUCUUGCUCAACGAGUUCGGCUCGUGGCAGAACGCGAAUCUGCUGCUGGCUGGACUGAUUCUUAACUGCGCGGUGUUUGGAGCGCUUAUGAGGCCGCUCGUCUACCCUAAGUCAUCUGGAGAGAAGCCCCUCCUACAACGCAUGGCCGAAGAGAAGCGCCUCCAAAUGGAGCGCGGUUCAAUCGGCGGCUCCUACUUCGGUCAACUGCCCGACGGUACUAUGGAAAAGAGGCUGAAGGCCCCGCUCAACGUAGACCCCGGCGUGCACUCCUCGCUCAACCUCGAGGCGCUCGCCAGGGUGCCCACGGUGCCCAACAUGCCCGGCGUGCCCAACGUGCCCACGCUGCCCACCAUCACGGAGGCGAGGGUUGUGGAUGACAGUGGAGAUAAGAAGAAGGGCGAAAACGGCGUAACCAACGGAGGUAACCAGAUGUCGCGCAACGUAUCGUCGCCAGCGUUCAGCGCGCAAGCGCCCGGGCUGCCGAAGAAUGGAUCUGUGCCGUUCUUUGACCGCCAGCGCAAGCAGAGCACGAUAGGUCAGGCGAUAGGUAGCGUAGAUAACUUUUAUAUCUACAGAUUUAAACCGUCCUUAGCUGCUAUUAAAGCCACGUCCAAAACUUCCAUGAAUAGUCAAUACAGAAUCGAUGUAAGUACAGACAAACUAUCCGUAGCGGGACCACGCGAACCCUCUCGCAUGGUGCGACCAAUGUCCAGGAAGGACAUCUUCUACUCCGGCUCUGUGCUCAAUCUUCCUCAAUACCAGAGUCAAAAGAGCUUGCAAGCUUACAGGAACUCCGUGCUGAGCCUUUACUACUAUUAAAAACAAAACGAUAAAAUAAUUAAAUUGUAUAUUUCAGAAUACGACCUAUGCCCGUGCUUAUCGCUGCCGCAAUCCUUCAAGUCCGCCCUCGGGUCCAUGCUGGAUGUGAGCUUGCUCCGCGACCCUGCGUUCAUGCUCAUCGUUUCGAAUAUCUUCGGCAUGGCCGGCCUCUACGUGCCCUUCGUGUAUAUCGUGGACGCCGCCAUGAUGAAUGGUGUAGAAUCAUCGCAAGCUUCCUUCCUGCUAUCUAUCAUCGGCAUCACGAACACAAUCGGUCGUAUCGCCUGCGGCUGGGUCGCAGACUUCCCCUGGAUGGACUCUCUAUUGCUCAACAAUGUCUGCCUCGUCAUUGCCACGGUAUCUGUUGCUGCGACGCCUUUCUGCGCGUCUUAUGGUUCUUAUGUCGCGGUGGCGAUAUUCUUUGGAAUUGCUAUUUCGGGCUACAUUUCCCUAACAUCCAUCAUCCUAGUAGAUCUGCUCGGCCUCGACAAGCUGACGAACGCCUUCGGUCUACUCAUUCUCUUCCGUGGAGCAGCCGCCAUUGUGGGCUCACCGCUCGCUGGCGCUGUGUAUGAUGCUACUAAAAACUAUGACGCGUCGUUCUAUAUGGCGGCUGCGUUCUUCCUUGCUGCUACGCUUACGUCGUUCGCUGCUCCUUUGUUUAGAAGGAAACAGGACGAGAUCCAGCAGCCGGCGGACGUGCUGACGCCCAUCGACGAGGACCUGGAGGAGGCGGACGAGGACCCGGACGACACGCCCAUCACCAUGGGCAUGGCGCGCGCCGCUCCUGCUAUAACUCGCACCGCCGCCUCGCCCACGGAGGCUCCUACCGAGCUGAGUCAACGAGAGAGUGUGCUCUAAGGACUAUCUAAGGUUGGCUUUGUUUUGAAGUUUCAACGAGUAUUGUCAUCGCGUCAGAUAAAAUCGCAUUGUGGAAAGUUUUAUCACCGUGGGUACGGCGCGCGCCACCCCCGCUAUAACCCGUACAGCUGCCUCGCCCAUUGAAUCAGCGAGAGAGUGUACUCUAAGGACUAUGUAAGGUUGGAUUUAUUUUAGUUAUCAAGUGAGAUAUGUAGCGAAUUGUGGAAAAUUUUCAUCACCGUGGGUGUCGCGCGCUGCCCCUACUAUAUCAAGCAUAACCUACCUAACCUAGCCCACUGAGACACCUACUAAGCUGAGUCAGCGGAACGGUGUGUUCUAAGAAGAGUUUCUAGCGAAUCGGCGGGAUUAUGUACUAGGACCGGGUUGGAUUCGCAUUGAACCUUAUAUUGAGCAGGGCGAAAUAAAAAAAACGACACAUUCAUUACCAUUGUUGUUUGUAAAACACAAUUUAUAAUUCAACGAAAAAAACUUCCACACAUUUAAACUGAGCGAUAUCUACUGCUAAAGUGGAAUGCACUGAGGCAUAAUUACUAAGCUCCAUAAAAAGGCUGUUAUGAAACUUGUACAAAUAUUUUGAUAAGGAACUUAGUGACUAUGCCAUAAGAAGCAUAUUUAAAUGGCAGUUAUAUAAAACCUUACUCACAACGUAAGAAAUAAGUCUGGAUGGCUUUAAGCCAAAGUGCGUUCAACCGAUGAUAUGAUACCGAGGUUCAAAAAUAUAUCAUUUGACUCGAAAUUUAAAUAAUUUCUAACCCCCUUAUUCAUAACCGUUCACUAAAGUUAUCAAGCCGAUAAAGUUCGUUUGUCCCUUUCCGAUGUAUUGGUGUGAUAGAAAGGAACAAACGAACUUUAUGGGCUUGAUAAUUUUAGUGUACGUUUAUGAAUAAGGGAGUAAAUCAUUACAUUUUGUACCACUCGGCUUUACAGAAAAACUUAUUGUAUUUCUUUUCCUAAGAGUUUAUUUUUGUGAUAACCGCGUACAGUGUCAGUCAACCAAUUGGAACCCUAGGCCACUCUACAACCAUGUCAAAAUGACAAGCAGUAAGAGAUUUCUUGCAAUCUGGUUUAUGACGUCACUAAGACAUAGUUCUACAGUGGCCUACGGUUCCAAUUGGUUGACUGUACAUAUGACUUAACAUAUGUGCAAAUAUAUUAAACAAAUUUAUUAGGCUUCAGUAAUUAUGUACUGAUUGUAUUGAUGUAUGAAUGACACAUAACCGUAGUUCAGUUUGUUUAAUUUUAAAGUAACUCUUUGCUAUGUAUCUUCGGUAUUUAUAUUAAUAACAAAAAUACGAUCUCAUAGCCCGAAGGUACUACCAAAGACAAUUAUGACCGAUAUUUUUACCGCAAGUAAGUUUUAGUUUUGUACCAUAAUGUUUUAAAUGAAAAAUUCACCAACCUACAUGAAUACCGUUUUGCAGGUCCAUUAAAAAACGUGGGGUUAUUUGAUAAUAAAUUAUAAAAAGAACUUUGUUUCCACUCUGUGUACCAUAAACCUUUAUAACUCUUUUAGUCUCAACUAACUCCACGGGCUUCGUAUAAACGCAUAAGGCGAAAUACUGAGAGAUUCUAAAUAAAUAAUAUAAAUAUAACCGUAUGUUAAACAUAAUAUUCAAGUAUUUGAUAAGAAUGGUACGAUGUGGAAUUGACUGCAAGCAAUAAUUUUACACAAAUUCGUUGCACUUUCACUAGGGAACUAAUUCUGACGUGCCAUAUGAAACGGACGUUGUGGUACUCGUGGUGCUAGCGACACCGGUGGUAACUACCACUCAAUACUCAGAGGGAAACGCUUAAGAGGAACUAGGGGACUAAAACACGUUGCAUGAGAAAAAAUACAAUAUUUGGAAAGCGCAAAAGUGGUCGGUAUGAAGUCUAAAAUGUCAUUAGCAAUAAUACUUGUACUUAUAGGCUCUAAGUACUUAGAUUCAAAACAAUAAAAAGGCAAAAAAUAUUAGAACCUUUCAUCUUACCCUUUUCAACAAUCCAUAUCUAUCAUUCUUCCUGUGACAGUUGUAUUUCUAAAAGAGACAAUAAAUGAUUAAUUUAUUUAUCUAAAGCCUAAUUUUGUAGGAAUCCGUGUUAGAAUUAUAUUUUCCUAUUAAUAGCGGAGUACACAAAAAGAAUACAGUAUUUUGAAACGCAUGUCCUUUUGUAAAUAGUAUACCAUUAAAAUUUGCACUAUUGUACAUACACGACUAGGUAGGGUGUUGAACAAUCAUGGCACUGACUACGUAUACAAUCACGAACACUUCCUCGCUAUGCUCUAUUUUUCUAUCCUUUAUGUAGCUUGCAACUAUCCUGUUAUUGUCAUUAACAUAAGGUUGAAAAUGUCAACCUUACAGUAACGAUAGCAAACGAACUGCUGUACGAUAGGACUAAGAAUCUAUAAGUCGUUUUAAUGAUACCGGAAUAGUUCGGUAUAUUUGUAUUGUGUGUUUACUGUAAGAUACAUUUUGAAACUUGCUAUAGCAAUGUGUUGAGAAUUUUCGAGCUUGGCUUUUUCCUUAUAUUUCUUGUGAAGUUUAGAUACUGUUUACGUCUCGCUGGUAGUAUUCGGGGUCAUUUUCGUUGAGAUUUUUGUCUCGACGGCGUUAGGUAGGUAUAAAAUGAAUUGUGUACCGCCGUGAAAUCUAUGUCAUCCUAUUGAUAUCCUCAUUUUGAAGUAGAGUGUAGACCUGCAUCGUUCCACGUGCCAUGGCGACGAACAAGUUUGUAAAUAAGCGGGUAGUAACGUAGGAGACAGUGAGUAACGCAACGCAGUCAAUUUCCGACGCCCGGGGCUGGGGCUUGCCACUCAUGUAGCGGACGCAGAGUACCUAUAUAUUAAUAUAUUUUUGUGUAUAGAUAUUUUUCUGUCAAUAAACUGCAUAAUUUAGCUGUAAGUUGUACGUAUAGGAGCGCGUAAGGGUUUAAGGAGGUAGGAAAUGGUAUUAUGUGAUACAUAUAAUACGAAUACCAAUUUGUUUUGUAACACUUAUAAUGUUUUAUUGAUAAUGAUAUGCCUAUUAUGAAACAUGUAAUAUUAAAAUUAGGUUUUCAUUUAUAAGGUUUAUUAAUGUGGGAUAAUGUUACAAAUUGUAUAAAAAAUCUUAUUAAAGAUUAUUCUGAAAGUUAGUAAUGUUACUGUUGUUAUAGCUUUAUGUAAAAACCAAAAGUGUUAUUAUGUUUUUAAGAUUGAAAAAUAAAGUGUUAUGUGAAUCAUACCGGGGUUAGAUAAUUAUUGCCAAUGUGAUGAAGUCCGAAACGCAUCAAAUGUACGAGGAUCAUUGGUUUUUAUUUAGUUAAGACUCAGUUUAUGUCUAUUUUAAUAUCUAGUUCAAUUUUACUUGGCAAAAAUGUUAUGUUAUGUAUUUAAUGCAGUAUUGGUUAAUAAGUAUUGUUUUUAUCUUAAAAAUGCUGUUUACGCAUUAAUCGGCUAAACGAACAAUCGUUCGUUCUAUACAAAUAGAAGUUUUCUGAAAUGUUUCAAAUUCGGUGUACCGAAGGCUGAACUGAACCUAACAAAGCUAGGGUAACUGCUAUAGUUAUUGGCCCAUCCACUUAGCUGAUAUGGCUGUUAGAAACAAAAGCAGAAGGGCCAGUUGCAUCAACCACAUUUGACAGACACAUCAUCGUCAGCAGGCGUCUAUGGAAAUUCCCAUACAAUAAAAUAUAACGAAUGCAGCGAAUGCUUUAACGGUGACAGACUUUUUGAUGCAACCGGCCCUAAGUCGUAUUGUUUGGAGAGCCCAAUUACUAUGGAGGGGCCAAAAACUUUACCACUCACCCACCAUUCUACGCUGGAGAACUAUCUGUGAAAGAUUUUAUUUGAUGAAGUUAAUGCUCGUAUUCAAUUCUUUGGUUCAAUUUCAUAAGGUAGACUAUCUCAUCCAACAUUAAGUACAUAUUCUAACUUAGCCUU
Molecule: messenger RNA, 6336 nt
Organism: Leguminivora glycinivorella
Lineage: Eukaryota; Metazoa; Arthropoda; Insecta; Lepidoptera; Tortricidae
Product: monocarboxylate transporter 3-like
Biological process (GO): transmembrane transport; monocarboxylic acid transport
Molecular function (GO): monocarboxylic acid transmembrane transporter activity
Source: RefSeq, a predicted model, not a curated record